AUGGAAUCGUUUGGUUUUAUAGUUAAAACACAAAAUGAUUUAGCAGCAGUGGAUGAUGCAUUUGUUGCCUGGAGGGAUAACAAACCAUUUAGCUCUGUUGCACAAAGCGUCUUAGUCGAUACUGAGGAUUUUUGCGGGAUUGUUGUCGAUUCUCCUAAGGUUGUUAACCAAACUAUUCUUUCCUUGACCACUUGUGAUAUUAUAGAUUCAGAUAACGAAACCCUUAACGAAUUCCAACUUUCCAUUAGUUUGUUAGGUGAAAAGGAAGAAAUUCCAGCCAGUUUAAAUGAUGAUUUUCAAGACCUUUUAAAUAAUUAUUAUGAAUUUGAUGGAGUUCAUCAUUCUUCAGCUAAUGACUCCAUUGUAUUUGGUGCUUGGUACGGUUCCGACGUCGACAAAGUUAUUUUAAUCAGAUUAUCUACCUAUAUGUGGUCCUUCACAAUUUCCAAUGGAGUUUAUGCUAACAACUACAUCGAACAUAUUGGCGAUUCUGCUGCUGAUUCGUUUGGAUUUAUUUUAAAUGUGAAUAAUGACACACAAUUGGUUGAUUACGCAAUUAGUAAAUGGGAAAAUCAUGAAACUUUUAAUGACAACGCUAAUGUUAUUGCAAUCGAUGAUGAAUACUAUUGCUAUAUUUAG
Messenger RNA from Naumovozyma castellii, 639 nucleotides. RefSeq lists its product as uncharacterized. The transcript has a single exon. The record is from RefSeq and is a predicted model, not a curated record. NCBI's taxonomy places the organism in Eukaryota, Fungi, Ascomycota, Saccharomycetes, Saccharomycetales, Saccharomycetaceae. The coding region runs from base 1 to 639 and encodes 212 amino acids.